This is a messenger RNA of Aspergillus bombycis, 2334 nucleotides long. Its product is annotated as pentatricopeptide repeat-containing protein. Gene Ontology annotation, molecular function: protein binding. Lineage: Eukaryota; Fungi; Ascomycota; Eurotiomycetes; Eurotiales; Aspergillaceae. The record is from RefSeq and is a predicted model, not a curated record. The transcript is spliced from 2 exons. Bases 1 to 2334 code for a protein of 777 amino acids.
AUGCUUCGUUGCACCAAUGCUAGUGCUCUUCGGACGGGCGUUAAGAGCUACCCGUUAACGAGAUUAUCUCUCGGCUCAAAAUGGCCCAGGGGUGCUUCAGGAGGCGCUAGGGGCAUUUCCCUCUCGUAUCCUGCUCCGAGAGCCACAGUGCCGGGACAAAUUAGUGCUUGGAGGUUACCUGAUGGCGCAAAACGAUAUUCUACAAAUUCCGAAGUUACACACUCUGGAGACUCGGAACCUCUGAAUGUGAAUGAAGAAAUUGAAGACCCGGAAUCCGUCGCUGAGAGCGGGGAGUUUGAAGAUUCGGAACCUGUCGUUGCGAAUGAGGAGUUUGAGGAUACGCUCCUGGAGCCCAACCGGUGGCUGAAAUCUAGACAAGGAACCACACACGAUGACAUUUUGCUCUCGAUUGCCAAGGCAGGCACUUCGCCGAAGACUCGGGAGGAAUUGGACGGGACCAUGUCAGUUAGAGUUUCCGGGAAAGUCGUCGAAAUGGAGUUGAAAUGGUUGAAGGACCCUCGGGCGCUGUCUGACCGAGUCGCAAGGCUUUUGAAUGCCGAUGAUGUGCUGCUGGCUGUGGCGUUGGUCCGCACGGCGCAAAGGGAGCAUAUGGAGUGCGCGGUGGCUUGGAAUCAUCUCAUGGAGUAUUGUAUGAAGAAAAACAAUCCGAGAGCAGCACUUAAGUUCUACAAUGAGAUGAAGAAGCGAGGACGAAGACCUAAUUCGUUGACGUACACAAUUAUGCUGGAUGGCCUAUGCAGAGUAAGCAGGGACGCCGGCGUCCACCCUGUCAAGACCGCGUUCUCUAUUUACAGGUCUAUCUUUGCGCCCAAUUCAACCGUAACGCCAAACCUUAUCCACACAAAUGCGAUGCUCAAUGUCUGUGCACGUCAUGGUAAUAUGGACAGCCUAUGGCAAGUCGCUGGCGAGCUCCCUGAAGACGGGCCUGGUUCUCCAGACUGCACAACGUACAGUAUUAUCCUGAGAGCUAUCUCGGAUGCAGCCCAGGCAGACGUAGAACGGAUGAAGGCUUCUCAGGUGGAGCAAAUUCUAGCAAGGAAAGCCCAGGGUAUCAAAGAAGGCAAGCGGAUAUGGUCCGAUAUUAUCUUUCGAUGGAAGAAGGGGCAGCUCGAAAUAGACAACCUCCUUGUGAGUGCAAUGGCUAAUCUGCUCCUGGAAGGAUCGACGGAUCGGGAUUGCUAUGACGUAUUCGCGUUGAUUCACCAAGUCACUGGAGUCCCAAUUCUCGCCAAAAAGCCAUCGGAUUCAUCCUCGAAACUACAAAAGAAGAGCAGAGGAAGCGACUUAGAGGAAGAUGUUCCGUUCGUGGAUGAUAGUGAAAAGUUGUAUCGACCAUCAGAGCCGGAGCCAGAGGAGCUCGAACAAGAAGAGGAAGAAAAGACAUUUGAGAACGUUUUUGACCCUAUCGUUGGUCCGGGACCUUCUUUUAUUUCUGUGGGAAAUAGGGAACUUUCAUUGAUCCUGGAGGCUUGCUUAAGUAUGACUCAAGGAAUUGGUGCUGGAAAAGCGUACUGGCAGCACCUAACUCUGGAUGAUACCCACUAUAAGAUUGAGCCGGAUGGCGGCACAUACCAUCAAUACCUUCGACUUUUACGACUUGGUCAUUCCAGUCGCGUUGCCCUUGAGCUCGUACGCAACCAGAUGGUGCCCGCCCAAAUGACGGAGGGGAGGUCCUUCCGGAUUGCAUUUGCGUGUUGUCUCCGUGAUCGCAAAAAUAUCAAUGUUUUCAAGAAUGCCAAUGGGCUCCUUCAUCUCAUGGAGACGUCACUUGUGCUUCCCUUCCCUCAGGCAUUGGGAGCCUACCUUGACCUAGUCCGCAUCUUGGGUAAUAGCCCCCAGCUUCUUAUGUCAUUGAACGGCAUUGAUGGGAACGGAAAACGGCCAGCCGGUAGCCUGAGUGCUAUGGGUCAGCAGUUGCGUUUUAAUUUACAAACAACCGCUGUUGAAGCUCUGCGCCCUUGCGUUGCCAAACUCGAUAAAGCUAUGGAACAUGGUCUAGUGUCUCCAGCUCCAGCCAGAGGCCGCGGUAUUCGCUCUAAUAGCUCUGAUCAGCAUACCGUCUCCGGAGCGGAAGCUCUCAAGGUAUUAGCCACUAUAAGGGUUUUGAUAGAUGAUAUCUUGAAGCCAGCAAACUCCAAGCUGCUUUCCAAAGAAAUCCGUGCCCAACUCAAGAAAGAAUCACGGGAUUUAAGGAAGUAUUCCAACGCUGAGAUCACCGAGAAGUACAAGAAUGCUCUGGUUUCCCCAACUUCCGAACAGGUUCUGGCAUACCAAGAUCAGCAAGUUGCUGAAGAUCCACUAGAUGUGGACUGA